AGUGUACAACAUCGGAAGAACGUACUUCUAAGCCAAGGUAGAGCAUCUAUAUUGCGAUAUGAGAUGGCUAAUUUUUGAGUUUCGUUUACGUCCUGUUUUUGUACAUUUUAACGCUUUAAUAGGCAAAUGUUGUAUAAAAUCAUCGAUCUUACGAACCGACACUCGCGGUGGUGUUUGAUGAAACUCAAUAGAAAAUGUAUAAGCGCGCGACAUCAUUAUUCGUCGUCGAACAGAACUAAUCGCACACAUUUAACCAAAGGUUUCAGUGCUUUUUUUAAAACCACACUUGACAGAAGAAGAUCAACGUUUUAAUCGUAUUUUGGCAUAAUGGUUGAGGACUCUAAAACUUGUGUCCUGCAAUGGGCUGGUCAUGCAGGAUAUGUUACAGAGAAAUUUAGUGAACUGUUCGCACGUCAAGCAUUUGUUGAUGUUACACUCGUCUGUGAAGAACAAAAACUUCGUGUUCACAAAAUGGUUUUAGCAUCGAAUAGUACAUAUUUUGAGGAAAUUCUACAGCAUGAUUUGGGUCGAGAACCAAUUAUAUUUCUGAAAGAUCUAAGCUUUGAAAUCUUGAAGGCCAUGGUCGAAUUUAUGUACUGUGGAGAAACUGUAAUUCCUCGUCAGUUAUUAUCAUCUCUAUUAGCUGCCACGAAAACAUAUAAGGUUAAGGAAUUGACAACUAUAGUUAAUGCCAUGAUGACUUCCAAUAUAAUAAAUAUCGAUGGCAAUACAAAUACCGACAAAAGGAUUACAGAAUCAAAGGUUAGAAAGAAUAAAUAUAAUAAAGAUUACAUUCAUGUAAAAUGUGAUGAACUUGACAAAGAUGAGUGCUUUUUACUUUGUAAUGAAAACAGUAGUAAUGUGGAAUUGAGUGAAAAUAAAUUUUUUGAAAGUAAUAUUAUCAUUGAUACUCCAGAACAAGAAAUGGAGCAUAUGUUAUACGAAGACUCGCAAGAUCUAGAUACUAAUGUAGGACAAAAGGACACACCAUUUUCAGUACCAAGUUCUGUAAAAUCGAUAGAAAAUCAUAACUUAACUCCAUCGAAAAAUUAUGAAAUAAAAGAAGCGUCGAACAGGUGCUCCGAAAGUAGUAUAAGUCGUGGUGUAAUGUGUACAAAUGAUGCAUUAAAACCUAUUUUAUAUGAACAAUGCUGUGAUCUUUCGGAUAUCGACGAAUGUGAAGAAGGUUCAAUGUCUCUAUCGCAAACUUGCAUUCAGCAAAUUGAAAAAGAUUUUGCACAAUAUAACUUCGAAGGUAUUGAUGUUCCUAAUAAAGUAGGAAAAUGCAUUAAAGUUUACACUCAUAAGAGACGUAAAUCAAUAGAUGAAAUAAAAACUAAACUUACAGAUGUAAAUAAUGUAAUACAAAGUCCACCAUCUACCGACUGUAUAGAUUUAUUAGAUGAACCGUCCGCUAAUGAUAUACCAGUUACACUUUUAACCUCGUUAGAUAUGGAAAGUGCUGAAUAUAUUAUAAGUUUAAGUACUGAAAAUAUUCAAUCUAUAGUGGGCGUUAAAUUAAAUGAACAACACACAUUAAAUGAAUCGAAGGAACUCGACCACAUUAUUGAAUUCGAUAACCAGAAAGAUAAUAUAAAUAAAAAAGAAUUAAAUCUAGAAAAUUCUGAACAUUCAGAUUGUAUAAAACCAAUAUUACGAAGAAGUUCGCGAUUAAAUCAUCAGGAGAUAGAGGAAACUAUAAAUAACAAUGAAACUGUUAGAGAAUAUCAUGGAAGAGAAAAACAAUUAAAAAAAUCGAAUGGUUCGAAUAAAGUGGUGUUAUGUGCCAAACGUAAACGUAAAAUAAAAGACACUGACCAUAAAGUUCCAGAGCAAAGUAUUAAUAAUAUAACACAAGCCAAUAAAAAAACAUUUAAUAAUUCUCGUAAAAAUACCGCAAAACUAAUUGUAAAAAGAAAUAAUAAACCUACCUGUACAAUAUCUAGCAAAGAAAAAGAUGAACAAACUACAAAAAUAAUGAAUACAAUAAAAUGUGACAUAUUGGAAACAACAGAGAUCGACUCUAUUUUUACAUUGCCUAAAUUAAAUACAUUGGAGCAUAUAAAUCGAUCAUUAUGGGGAGAUAUGUCAGAUUUUCCAGAAGAUUUUGAAAAUAGGAUGGAUUUAUUGGAAUACACGUCAAAUACUGAAAUUCCAUUUGCAGUCGGCUUGUUGCCUCUACGUACUGCUCUGGAAAAAAUGCAAGCAACACCAGAUUAUCAACCUCGCAAAACACGUUCAUCGGUAGCCCCGAUAAAGCAGGAUGGUUGGGGUCUUAAAAGGAAGAGUUGCACUUAUCCAGAGAAAGUUACUGUUUCUAAAAAGCAGAAUGGUGUUAUUAGUGAUGCAAAAGAAAAUGCAAACACUGUUUGCCAUAUUCAAAUUAGAACGGCGCCAUCGCAAGAUGUACGAAAUCGUAAAAAAUAUUUUACGCCAGAUGUUGGUACACUAGAAGCAUCGACUAUUAUUAAUAAACAAUGACAAAUAUUAGAUUUUGUACAAAGAUAGUUAGAUUAAUGACCAAAGCGUUUGGCGUUAAAGAGAUACAAAUGAACGUGUAAUGAAUUUUGUGUAUUAUAUAGAAGUGCAUAUUUUGAAUACAAAAGUAUUUGUAUAUGAAAGGUAGCCGUAAAUGAACUUAUACAGUUCCUUGACUUCCAAAAGAAAUCAAGAUAUAUUUUUUUAUUUCUUGGGCCAUAAUUUCCAUUCGCAUUAAAUACAUCCAUACGUGUAUUAAAUACUAUUUUAAAUAGAAAUAAAUUUCUUAAUUGGAAAGAGAAUACUUAUGUAAGAUAGUAUAAAAUGAUAAUACUCUUAUGUUUGUUACAAUUGUAUAUCUAAAAUUUAAAAUUAUUUCAAUAAUAUCUAGUAUUUUAAUAUUUUAUAAAGUUAUAAAAUCGUUAAGUAAAUUAAUCAUAAAUUAAAAAUAACAAUUUUUGUAAUGUAAAUAUUUUUUUAUGCACAGGUGUUAUUUGAAUAUUUGAUGUACGUAUGGAUAAAAAUCAACAUGCAUGUAGAUACGCAUGUUGUGUGUGUAUAUGUAUAUAUGUACAUGUACACAGUGAUUUAUUUCGUUUGCAGAACAGGUCCUUUUUUUAUUUACAAAUAAUGUGUAUAAUUACUUGAGAUUUUUAAAUUUCUGUUAUCGUUUUUAGUAAAAAUGUAAUUCAUUUUUUAAACUAUACAUGAGAAAUUGUAAAUGUGUCAUUUAUAACGAUGUAGAUACCUCAAUAUUUCGCGGGUUGUUACUGGAUAACAUUAAGAAUUAUAUAUUUUAUAUGAUUUAUUUAUCAUUUGUAUUAAUAUUGUAUUCUUUACUAUCUUUCUUUUAAGAGAUAACUUUAUGGCAGCAAUGAAAUUGUAACCCAGUGUAAUAGUUUGUAUUCUAACAGCAGCGACUGUGGAACUAUUAAAUUUACAGGGAUUUUUAUAGAUAAUCAAAUCUAAGCAAAUGAAAUUUGUUCUAUAUAUUCAAUUGUAAUAUUUUUAAGAAUAUACAGUUGCUGAUCAAUGUAAUAUCAGUGGAUUGUUUAUUAUGAUAAUAUUCAAAUAUUUUCUACAUAAAUUUAUGUAUACAUAUAUAUUGAUAAAUAUACAUAUGUUAUAUUAUUUUCUUCCGUAAUAAAUGUGUUUAGUAUAC
Messenger RNA from Hylaeus volcanicus, 3640 nucleotides. RefSeq lists its product as uncharacterized. Bases 328 to 2481 code for a protein of 717 amino acids. Gene Ontology annotation, biological process: regulation of transcription by RNA polymerase II. Lineage: Eukaryota; Metazoa; Arthropoda; Insecta; Hymenoptera; Colletidae. Gene Ontology annotation, cellular component: nucleus. Gene Ontology annotation, molecular function: protein binding. The transcript has 4 exons. The record is from RefSeq and is a predicted model, not a curated record.